This is a messenger RNA of Zingiber officinale, 1317 nucleotides long. RefSeq names its product ATP-dependent Clp protease ATP-binding subunit CLPT1, chloroplastic-like. NCBI's taxonomy places the organism in Eukaryota, Viridiplantae, Streptophyta, Magnoliopsida, Zingiberales, Zingiberaceae. The transcript has 6 exons. The record is from RefSeq and is a predicted model, not a curated record. Bases 15 to 776 code for a protein of 253 amino acids.
GGAAAUUAACCCAAAUGAAUCAUAUCCUCUUCGCUCCGUCGCUACUCCCGUGUUGGCGCACCUCUCCCGCUGUUGGCAGCGAGAUGGCUGCUAUAUUCCCCUCUUUUGUCCCAAAUCGAAUUUCCACCUGCCCAUCUCUCUCUUCGCCGGCUACCCCCCGCGUCGCCCUCCUGCGAAACUCUCUCCUGGCCACUCCCAUCUCCCUCGCGCCGUCGCGGUUCUUCUCGAGGUCAAACUUCCGAUCUUCUGCCACCGCCGCCACCGUUGUAUUUAUGCUCCCCACAGCGAAACCGGAGCUAGCGUCCACUGGGAAGAAGCCAAGAUGGUCGCUCAGGUCUAUAAAGUCCUUCGCCAUGGCAGAACUGGAGGCACGGAAGCUCAAAUAUCCCAGCACAGGAACGGAAGCCCUCCUCAUGGGUAUCUUGGUGGAGGGAACAAGUGAAGCAGCAAAAUUUUUACGGGCAAAUGGGAUUACAAUUUUUAAUGUGCGUGACGAAACUGUGAAAGUACUAGGCAAAUCAAACAUGAAUUUUUUCAGUCCAGAAUUUCCUCCCUUGACCAAACCAGCACAAAGGGCACUAGAUUGGGCUGUUGAUGAGCAACUGAAAUCAGCAGGUGAGGAUGGAGAGAUAACAACAGCACAUAUACUUCUCGGUAUAUGGAAUGAGAAAGAAUCAGCUGGUCACAAGAUCUUGGCUUCCCUAGGUUUUGACGAUGAAAAAGCAAGUGAAGUAGCAAAGUUUGCCAAAAAUGAAUUUGUGAUGAAUUAUCGGUAGUUGACUGCAGAACGGUCAAAGUUUAGCAAAGUUAUCCACCUUUUAUCUUCAUUCGAGAAAGUUGUUUAUUGUCACUUCGGCUUAAUCAGCUGCUUACAAGGUUAAAAUUUCUUCAUGAUGCUGGUCGAAUGUGAUUCGAGGAUUUUCAAUUUCCUUAUGCAAUGCAUUCUUUGAUGCAUAUUAUUUAGGGCACGUUGAGUUAGUGAAUGCCUCUCUUAAUCUUACCACAAUUACUAUGUUAAAAGUGUCCUAAUGGGAUGCUGCUGAAUAAUAGUCUGCCGGCCUGGAAAUCUCACCCGUGAUCGUUCGCUUAAUAACUAUUCAGUGCUUAGUAUGAGAUUAGUUCAUACAUUUGUAAAGUGUCAUGGUUUAGACAAUUAUCAACCUGCUUCGGAUUCACAAAUGAAUGGUGCGGAUCCAUUUAAUUCCACAGAAAUGCAAUAGGCUGUUUUCCUAUUUUGCAGAGCCGUUGUCACUAAAAUCAUUAGUGUAAUUACAGUGACGGUUGAUUAUAAGUUGAUUCUGUGAUUUAUUUAUCUUC